Molecule: messenger RNA, 4605 nt
Organism: Xiphophorus maculatus (southern platyfish)
Lineage: Eukaryota; Metazoa; Chordata; Actinopteri; Cyprinodontiformes; Poeciliidae
Gene: tbc1d16
Product: TBC1 domain family member 16
Exons: 13
Coding region: 240-2660 (806 amino acids)
Biological process (GO): activation of GTPase activity
Cellular component (GO): early endosome
Molecular function (GO): GTPase activator activity
Source: RefSeq, a predicted model, not a curated record
AUUGAAACAGCAGCAGUUAGGCGUGCGGCGGUACCUCAUACAGUGAUAAACCUCUGCGAUAAAAAAAAGAGAGCUGAGUUGAUAUUAACCCGAGCUAAACCCGUGGAAAGGAGCCGAACCCAGGCCCGGUUCGUAGCGCUGGGGCUCUGUCCGCUUGCAGAGAUGGUUGUCCGGAGUGGGCUGUAGAUUCCUGCGGCGGGACUGAAGAGGAUGGGCUCAGUGUCCCAGUGCCUGAGGAGAUGUCUCUGGGUCGGCUCCUUCGGCGUGCCUCCUCCAAGGCCUCCGACCUCCUGACCUUAAACCCCGGGGCGGGGGGCUCAUCGUUGCGCUCGGGGCUGGAUGGCGAGAUCAUCUUCUCAAAGAAUAAUGUUUGCGUGCACCCUGCGGAGCCCCUCCCGGGCCUGGCUGAGCACCACCCAGGCUACUUGUGCGUACAUGUGGAGAAAGACGAGUGCCUGGGCUCAACGCUGAUUCUGACUUGGGUGCCGAAUUCCCGCAUCCAGAGGCAGGACGAGGAGGCGCUGAGAUACAUCACUCCGGAGAGUUCGCCUGUGCGCAGGAACGCCCGCCGCAGAGGCAGGAGGCCGCGCUCACGUCCUCCAGCGGCCGCUCCAGAGGAAGAGGAUGAUGAGGAGAGGAACAUCACCAGCAGCACCUCAGCCCACAGCCUGGUGGGUGAGAGCGGCUCAGACCCCUCCUCUAACCAGCAGCAGCUUCUUUUAGCCGGGGAGGAGGGUGACGAAGGGUCCUACGAGCUGUCGGACGAGGUGAGCCGGGACAGCACCAUGGGCUCCGACUCGGACACCUUCUCCUCGCCGUUCUGCCUGUCGCCCGUCAGCGAGGCUCUGUGUGAGAGCAGCGGCUCCGUCUUCCUGGACCCAGAAAGCAGGGAACUGUGUGAGGAGUCCAUGAACCACUCUGUGAGCUCUGCAUCCAGUCUGGACAGCCACGCCCCGUCUGAGGGUGGCGGCCAGUCGCAGGCCAUGCGCUGGGAGGAGCAACAGAAGCUGCUGGCUCUGGAGCAGCUGUGUGGAGUCUUCAGGGUGGACCUGGGUCACAUGAGGUCGCUGAGACUCUUCUUCAGUGAUGACGCGUGCACUAGUGGCCAGCUUGUGAUAGCUAGCAGGGAGAGCCAGUAUAAGAUCCUUCACUUCCAUCAUGCUGGUCUGGACAAGCUGGCUGAGGUCUUCCAGCAGUGGAAAUGCUGCAGGGAAACCCAACCUAAAGACCAGUUGUCGGAUGAAAAGUCCUGCAUGCAGUUUUCCAUCCGGAGGCCCACACUGCCAUCAGCUGAGACGCACCCCGAGGAGAGGCUUUAUAGGCGGGUGGACGUCGCCGCCUGGCUGCGUCACAUCAACCACAGCGGGCAGGUGGAGGAGGAGUACAAGCUGCGGAAGGCUAUCUUCUUUGGCGGCAUCGACCCAUCCAUCAGAGGCGAGGUGUGGCCCUUCUUGCUGCACUACUACAGCUACGACUCCAGCUCUCAGGAAAGAGAGGCCUGGAGGCUGCAGAAACGAGCUCACUACCACGACAUCCAGCAGAGAAGAUUAUCCAUGAGCCCAGAGGAGCACAGCGAGUUCUGGAGGAAAGUCCAGUUCACGGUGGAUAAAGACGUGGUCAGAACGGACCGCAGCAACCAAUUCUUUAGAGGAGAGAACAACCCGAACGUGGAGAUCAUGAGGCGGAUUCUGCUCAACUAUGCGGUGUUUAAUCCCGACAUGGGCUACUGCCAGGGCAUGUCCGACCUGGUGGCCCCCCUGCUCACUGAGAUCCAAGACGAGAGCGACACGUUUUGGUGCUUCGUCGGCCUCAUGGAGAACACCAUCUUCAUCAGCUCCCCGCGUGAUGAAGACAUGGAGAGGCAGCUGAUGUACCUGCGGGAGCUGCUGCGCCUCAUGCUGCCGCGCUUCCACCAGCACCUGACCCGCCUUGGAGAGGAUGGCCUGCAGCUGCUGUUCUGCCACCGCUGGAUCCUGCUCUGCUUCAAGAGAGAGUUCCCCGACACAGAGGCACUGCGCAUGUGGGAGGCCUGCUGGGCACACUACCAGACGGACUACUUCCACCUCUUCCUGUGCGUGGCCAUCAUUGUCCUGUACGGGGAGGACGUGACGGAGCAGCAGCUCGCCACCGACCAAAUGCUGCUCCACUUCAGCAACCUCUCCAUGCACAUGAACGGAGAGCUGGUGCUGCGCAAGGCCAAAGUGUCUCUCCUUGAGCUUGCUUCCCCUCAUCGCGCUCGCCGCUCUCUUCCAGGCCCGCAGCCUCCUCUACCAGUUCCGCCUUCUUCCCAGGAUCCCCUGCAGCCUGCACGACCUUUGCAAGCUUUGCGGCCCGGGGAUGUGGGACAGCCGCUACAUCCCCACGGUGGAGUGUUCAGGCGAGCACCCAGACUCCCUGAGCUGCCCCUAUGGAGGCACCUCCACCCCACAGCCCUCCUCCCCCUCACCGUCGUCCUCUCCAAACCACACGCCCACGCCGGACGGCAAGAGGGGCUCCAAAAAACGGGACAUUUUCACCUUCCGGAAGCAGUCCUGAGGGGUUAUUACUUUACUAUUAGUUUCACUAUCUACAACAAGAUUUUUUUUUCCUUUUUUAUUUUGUUCUUGAACUUUUCAUUUGGUGCAAUGUUGAACACUGCCUUACCAGGGCGUUGCUGUUGACGUUCAGCAUCGCAUGAUUCUGCAACGAGGGCAGCUUGCAGUCAGACGGAUCGGAGGUCAAGAGGCUGCUUUCUCCUCGGAGCAGAACAGACAAUCACCAGGCGCCGUGUCGAUCUGGAGCCACUUCAGGUUCAAGUCUGCUGCUGGUUUGGCAUUCUUCCACAAGAUUUGUGGGCACCGGGGAGGUCACCGUGGGGUCAUCACGCAACUCUGCUCUCAGACUCUGACGGGUCAAAAAGCGAACUGGGGGCGUCUUUCACAGAACUUGAACUUGGACUCUUGGAAAAUGUUUUUGGGUUCUCACAAUGGCAUAAUUGUGUGAAUGUCAAAUAUAAUGUGCAUAUUUAGAGUCUGAGAGUCUUUUUGACCUCGAAUCCAAACUCUUUCUGUUAAAGAAGUAGUAGAAAAAAAACAUUUGUCUUUAGCUUUUGUUUUCCAAAACAAAUGAAUGUUUUUGUUCUAAAUAUUUAGCAAUAUUAUCUUUGCAUGAGCAAUUCUUUGCAUAUAGAGGUCACAACAUAUUUGUUGUGAAGGGGGAAAAAAAAAUCCCAAACAGAGGCGAGAGUGUGUUUAUGUGACAAACACUAGCAUCACCACAGGGCUCCUCUUAUCUUCCCAUCCUAUAAGUUCUCUUUCUUGAACAGAAAGAGCUUCAACAUUUGCACAUUAGCACCAUUAAUUGUAAAAUAUCUGCGAGUAAAGUACUGAAUUUAUUUAGUAGCAGUUUCACCAAAGAUACGGUGCUUUACAGAAGAAUUUCUGCCUGUUGAAAUGUUUCACAUAUUGUCAAGUUGCAACAACAAACUUGAGUGUGUUUCAUUGGUAUAUUUUGGGUUAUCUCAAAACAAAGUGGUGUAUAAUUAUGUAGUCGUUGUUUUAGUUUUGCGGAACCGAAAGCUUUUACUAGUUAUCCACUCCUGACCCUGGAAUUUUUGCCCAUUUGUCUUUGCAGAAUAUUUGCAAGUCAUUCAGGUUGGGUUUAACAUCUACAUACCAACCCAACCAACUGCAAACACUAGUCAAUCAUUUUCCUUCCACUACAUAAUUAUGUAUUACGUUAUAUUAGUGAAAUUCCAAUAAAAUACACCAAAGUCUUUGGAUGGUGUAACAAAAUGCCCUCAAGUUGCAGGAGGUAUGAAUAUUUUUGCAAAGCGCUGUAGAUCAAGUUAUUUUCGGAUCACUUCUUCUAUGCUUGGAAUUUCAUCCUUGGUGUUUUGAGCUGUUUUCUGUAGCUCCCCACCCCCCAUCUUUACACUUAAGUACACGAAAAGGCACACGAGUCUAACAACGAGUCCACAUGAAUGUAGCUUUUCACAUCAACACAAUGAAAGUCACGCAUACGUGUGUGAUUGUAAACUGAAGUUACUGUUGCGACCAUUUUCCGAAAACGCAUCGAGGAAAGUGGAGCAGUGAGCCUGUCGUUUAGGCUUCAUCCAGGGAGAAACUAUAAAUUAAUGUUGCCUCAAGUGUGAAGAUGAUUUCCCCUCGAGGAGCCUUUGAGUGACACCCGCAGGAUUGUAACAUCUGCAAAACGCUGCUAUAAUGUACCACAGAUUCCUUUAAUCAGCCUUCCGGCAGCUUUGCAGAUAAAUUAUACCUGCUUCUUCAUUCCUGUUAGCUAUCAUAAAGUGCUUUAAAAGGCAUGGAGGCUGUCUUGAAGGUGAUGAUGGGUAAUGUUCAGACGGUGACCUCAUGGAUUUCUUAACAUUUAAAUCACGUUGUUUACACAAAAGCCACCAAUCACAGUCGUUAUUGUUGACUUGCCUCUUUUGGAAAGGGGUUGUUAUUAUGAAUUGUGGUCAUGAAUGUAAAACGUUGCUGUUUUUCUUUUCUAUAUUAUGUUGACGUAUUACUGCACACCUCACAAGAGAGCUAAAGGCUAUUCUUAUUACUGGUGUUAAUAAAAAGAUCAUCAAUAAACUGUAUUUGUGCUUUUGUGACUCAA